Micromonas pusilla CCMP1545 is the source of this 741-nucleotide messenger RNA. RefSeq lists its product as uncharacterized. Gene Ontology annotation, biological process: L-histidine biosynthetic process. Bases 1 to 741 code for a protein of 246 amino acids. Gene Ontology annotation, molecular function: phosphoribosyl-AMP cyclohydrolase activity; phosphoribosyl-ATP diphosphatase activity. NCBI's taxonomy places the organism in Eukaryota, Viridiplantae, Chlorophyta, Mamiellophyceae, Mamiellales, Mamiellaceae. The transcript has a single exon. The record is from RefSeq and is a predicted model, not a curated record.
AUGGCCGCGGACGCCGACCCGGAGCAGAUCGAGAAGUUUCUCGACGGGCUGAAGUGUGACGACAAGGGUCUCGUCGUCGCGAUCGCGCAGGACGUGGACACGGGCGCGAUUCUCAUGCAAGGCUUCGCGGAUCGCACCGCGGUGCGAAGCACUAUUACGCAGAAAAAAGCGACGUUCUUCUCUCGCUCGCGUCAGGCGCAGUGGACGAAAGGCGAGACGUCCGGGAACUUCAUCAGCGUGAAGUCCAUCCACAUCGACUGCGAUAAGGAUUCGCUGAUUUACCUCGGCGUCCCGGACGGACCGACGUGCCACACGGGCGCGCACACGUGUUAUUAUUCCCGCGUGGACGGCGAGGACGGCGCCGCCUUCGUCGACGGCGGCGGCGCGCACGGCCACGAGGAGGCGAUGACGACGCUGUACGAGCUCGAGGCGACGAUCAAAGCGCGGCGCGCGGAUGUCGUCAAGGAAGGGGACAAGCCGUCGUGGACGCGGCGGCUGCUGGACGACCCGGAGCUGCUCUGUAAGAAGGUCCGCGAGGAAGCCGGGGAGCUGUGCGAGACGCUUGAAAACGACGAAGGUAAGGAGCGCGCGGCGAGCGAGAUGGCGGACGUUCUGUAUCACUCCAUGGUGCUUCUGAACCUGCAGGGCGUGGAGAUGGAAGACGUCUUCGCGGUCCUCAGGGGGAGGUUCGGGACGUCCGGCGUGGAAGAGAAAGCGUCGAGGCCGCCGAAGAAGAAGUGA